Centropristis striata (black sea bass) is the source of this 5100-nucleotide messenger RNA. RefSeq names its product complement C3-like. The coding region runs from base 71 to 5062 and encodes 1663 amino acids. The record is from RefSeq and is a predicted model, not a curated record. Gene Ontology annotation, molecular function: protein binding; endopeptidase inhibitor activity. The transcript has 43 exons. NCBI's taxonomy places the organism in Eukaryota, Metazoa, Chordata, Actinopteri, Perciformes, Serranidae. Gene Ontology annotation, cellular component: extracellular region.
GAGGAGAAGUAAAGGUGCAGGAGGGGGAGAAUUGUGUGCUGCAGAGCGAAAGUUCACAUUAACAGCAGAAAUGGGACCAGGCAGGAGGAUGUGCGGGACUCAACUCUGGCUGCUGGCCUUUUCGGUCUUUUUCUGUCUGGCUGCUGGAUCGCCAUUGAAGGUGAUGUCAGCCCCCAACUUGUUGCGCGUAGGGAUGCCAGUUAAAAUUUUUGUGGAGUGUCAAGACUGCAGCAAUGAUAAUAACAUCACGGUUGAAAUCGCUGUGGUGAACUAUCCAGCCAAAACCAAAAGGCUGGCAACCACAUAUGUGACCCUUACCAGUGCAAAUAACUUCCAGGACUUUGGAAUAAUUGAGAUCCCUGCCGAACGCUUUAGUCAGGAUUCCAACAAAAAACAGAACGUGUAUGUGAAAGCACGAUUCCCUGAUGCAGAGUUGGAGAAACUCGUCUUACUGUCCUUCCAGUCCGCAUACAUCCUUAUCCAGACUGACAAGACCCUCUACACCCCCAACAGCAAAGUCCGUUACAGGAUGUUUGCAGUGACGCCGGGCAUGGCACCCAUAGAGAGGGAUAAUGUAACCCAGACUGAUCCUUCUAUUGCCAUUGAGAUUGUGACCCCUGAAGGCAUUAUUUUACCACUAGAUUCAGUCUCUCUGAGAUCAGGGAUGCAUUCUGGAAUGUACCAACUCUCUGAAAUUGUCAGUUACGGACUGUGGAAAGUGGUGGCAAAGUUCCAAAGCAAACCACAGCUGAGCUACUCUGCAGAGUUUGAGGUCAAAGAAUACGUGCUGCCCAGUUUUGAGGUUAAACUGACACUGGAGAGCCCCUUCUUCUAUGUAGACAGCGAAGAGCUCUCCGUCAACAUCAAAGCUACGUAUCUAUUUGGUGAAAAUGUGGACGGGACAGCCUACGGGGUAUUUGGGGUUAUGCAUGGGGGUUUUAAAAAGAGCUUGCCCAGCUCUCUUCAGAGAGUGCAGAUCAAGAGAGGUGUUGGAGUGAUCAAACUGAAGAAAGAGCACAUCAUACAGACUUUCCCAAAUAUUAUCGACCUGGUGGGGAGUUCCAUAUUUGUAGCUGCUGGUGUGCUGACGGAGACCGGUAGUGAAAUGGUGGAGGCAGAGUUGAGAGGUAUCCAAAUUGUAACAUCACCUUACACCAUACACUUCAAGAGAACACCAAAAUAUUUCAAACCAGGGAUGUCCCUUGAUGUUGUGGUUGAAGUCGUGAAUCCUGACGGCACUCCGGUAGAAGGUGUUCAAGUGGUUGUGGAUCCGGGUGAGGUGCAGGCCCGCACUGCAGCCAAUGGCAUGGCAAAGCUUUCUAUUAAUACGGAUGACAAUCCUGAACCACUGACAGUUACAGCAAAGACCAAGGAUCCCCGCAUUUCACCUGAAAGACAAGCAUCAGCCAACAUGACAGCUAUCCCAUAUAGCACUAACAGCAACAGUUACCUCCACAUAAAUGUGGAUACAACUGAAGUAGCACUAGGAGAAAACCUGAAAAUCAGCCUCAACACAAGGGAAAGUACAGAAAAAGACAUCACAUUGCUGUUCCUGAGCAGAGGUCAACUGGUGAAAUAUAAACGACACAGGAUGAAAGGUCAAAUGCUAAUAUCCGGGACAGUCACCAUUAUCAAAGACAUGCUGCCAUCGUUCCGGAUCAUAGCAUACUACCAUACAGAUGCUAAUGAAGUGGUAUCAGACUCUGUUUGGGUGGAUGCAGAGGACUCCUGCAUUGGCUCGUUGAAGUUGGAACCAGCCACCGUCAUGUCAUCCUAUGAACCGCGCAAGAUGUUUACUCUGAAGGUCACAGGAGAUCCAGGAGCCACAGUGGGACUGGUGGCAGUUGACAAAGGCGUUUCCAUCCUUAACAAGAAGCAUGGCUUGAACCAAAAAAAGGUGUGGGACAUGGUAGAGACGUACGACACAGGCUGUACACCAGGUGGAGGGAAGGACGGUAUCGGUGUGUUCUACGAUGCUGGGCUGUUGUUUGAGUCAGACUUGGCUCCAGGGACCCCCUACAGAGAAGAAUUGAAAUGCACAACCACCAGCCGGAGGAAACGAAGCACUCCGAUAAUGGACAUCACAACAAGCUUAGCAAGUCAAUAUGAAGACCAACUACAACGUGACUGUUGUUUGGAUGGCAUAAGAGACACCCCUGUUUCAUACACCUGUGAGAUUCGUGCAGAGUACAUCAGUGAUGGUGCAGGCUGCACCGCAGCCUUCGUGCACUGCUGCAAGGAAAUGGAAACCAUGCGAGCAGAAAGGAAAGAGGAAACCCUCCAACUGGGUCGCAGUGAAGAAAAUGACAGUUACAUGGACAGCAAUGAAAUUGUUUCUCGCACUAACUUUCCUGAAAGUUGGCUGUGGUCAGAUAUCAAACUGCCUGCUUGCCCUGUGUCAAAACCUAUCUGUGACACCACAUCAAUAACAAAAGAUGUUCCUUUGCAAGAUUCUAUCACAACCUGGCAGCUAACUGGCAUUAGUCUGUCAAGAACUAGCGGCAUCUGUGUGGCCGAGCCAUUAGAGGUGAUUGUCCGGAAGAACUUCUUUAUUGAUCUCAGACUGCCGUACUCUGCUGUCCGUGGAGAGCAGAUAGAGGUUAAAGCCGUCCUCCACAACCACAGCCCUGAUCAUGUCACCGUGCGUGUGGAUCUCAUUGACAUGGCACAUGUGUGCAGUUCAGCUUCUAAACGUGGGAGGUUUCGCCAGGAGAUUAAAGUUGGUGCCCAAACUAUACGACUUGUACCCUUCAUCAUUAUUCCCACGAGGGAGGGGCAACACCGCAUUGAGGUCAAAGCGGCUGUAAAAGACUCCGAACUCAGUGAUGGAAUCAUAAGGAUGCUGCGGGUUGUGCCUGAAGGUGUGCUGAUAAAAUAUCCCCAGAUUGUAAGUCUGGAUCCUGCAAAAAAAGGUGUCGAUGGUACUCAAGAAGUAAUUCUCAACAGUGGAAUUCCUGAGAAGCAUUGUGUUCCAAACACACCUAGGAGCACACAGAUCUCAGUGACAGGUAGAAAGCAGGCAAAUGUGUUGAAGAAUGAAAUUGGUUGGAAAUCAAUGGACAGUCUGAUUAAACAGCCCUCAGGCUGUGGAGAGGAGAAUAUGAUCCACAUGACACUACCUGUCAUCGCAGCCAUAUAUUUGGACAAAACCAACCAGUGGGAACCUGUGGAAAUUGAUAAACGUGAUGAAGCCCUGCAACACAUCAAGACCGGUUACCAGAAUCAGCUUGUCUACCGUAAAAAUGACGGGUCUUUUGCUGCGUAUCCUGAUCAUCAAAGCAGCAACUGGCUGACAGCCUAUGUUGCCAAGGUUUUUUCCAUGGCCUACAGUCUGGUGGUUGUGCAAGGCAAAGAUAUCUGUGACGCUGUAAAGUUUUUGAUUCUGAAAUCACAGCAAUCUGAUGGAAUGUUUAGAGAAGUUAAAGCUGUGUCCCACAGAGAUAUGAUGGGUGAUGUUCACGGCGUAGAUUCAGAUGCUUCCAUGACAGCCUUCUGCCUCAUUGCCAUGCAGGAGUCACGCUCAAUAUGUGCUGCCACUGUUAAUAAUCUGCAGAACAGUAUAGACAGUGCAGUGGCCUACCUGGAGAGGCGUCUACCCAGCCUAAUCAAGCCAUAUGCUGUAGCCAUGACAUCAUAUGCCCUGGCCAAUGAAAACAAACUGAACCAGGAGAUCCUCUUCAAGUCUGCUUCCCCAGAUCUGUCCCACUGGCCGACGCCUAUGGGACGUGUUUACACGCUGGAAGCCACGGCUUACGCUCUUCUGGCUCUGGUCAAAGCCAAGGCAUUUGAAGAAGCCAGACCUGUUGUCAGAUGGUUCAACAAACAGCGGAGAGUGAACGGGGGCUAUGGAUCAACUCAGGCUACCAUAAUAGUUUACCAGGCUAUAGCAGAGUACUGGGUCAGUGCUAAAGAACCACCGUAUGAUCUGAAUGUGGACAUCUUGUUCCAGGGCAGGGCAAGGCCUGAUCAGUACUACUUCAACAUUAACAAUCACUACAAAACCAGGACAUCUAAAGGCAAUAAUAUAAACCAGGAUGUGAAGGUGACUGCCACUGGCACAGGAGAAGCAACAGUGAAAAUGGUGUCGCUGUAUUACGCUCUGCCAAGAGAAACAGAGAGAGAUUGUCAGAGGUUUAACUUGUCAGUGCAGCUCCUUCCAGAGAAAAUGAAUGAGGAUGAGAAGAUAUACAGGCUGAGGAUAGAGGUUUUGUAUAAGGACAGGGAGCACGAUGCAUCCAUGUCAGUCUUGGAUGUUGGCAUGCUAACAGGCUUUACUGCUAACACAAAUGACCUGAGCCUAUUGUCUAAAGGACGUGCCCGCUCUAUUUCAAAAUAUACGAUGAAUCCUGCCGAGUCAGAAAGAGGCUCAGUCAUCAUCUACCUGGACAAGGUUUCUCACACGCGACCAGAGGAGAUCUCCUUUAGGAUCCAUCAGAAGCUGAAAGUGGGCGUCUUACAACCAGCUGCUGUGUCUGUCUACGAACAAAACAACCAUGAAUACAGGAACCAAACACACUGUAUGAAGUUCUACCAUCCACAAAGGAGAGGUGGUGAGCUACUACAGCUCUGUAAAGGUGAUGAAUGCAUAUGUGCAGAAGAGAAUUGCAGUAUGCAGAAGAAGGGCAACGUCAGCAAUGAUGAGCGUACAGCUAAGGCCUGUGAGACUACAUCGAAGAGUAAAAUAGAUUUCGUGUACAAAGUGAGACUGGAAGAAUUAACCGACAGCUUGUCCACUGACAUUUACACAGUGCGGGUACUGGAAGUCAUCAAAGAAGGAAAUAAUGAUGUGGGCCCUCGGGGUUCACUGCGCACAUUCCUCAGUUAUCUACACUGCAGAGCGGCUUUAGAUCUGACAACAGGCAAAACCUACCUCAUCAUGGGCACAUCCAAAGAUAUUUUCGUCGACGAAGAGAGUCAAAUGUAUCAGUAUGUGCUCGGUGAGAGAACCUGGAUCGAGUACUGGCCCACAGAAGAGGAGUGUAAAACUAAAGAAUACAGUCCCAUCUGUCUGGGCAUGUCGGAGAUGGUCGAGCAGUACACACGCCAUGGAUGUCAGCAGUAGUGCUAUAAAGGGAAAUAAAAUGCUCUUUUCAAAUUGUA